AUGAGGCAAUCGGUCACUUGUAGUGCAAUCGAUGUCCCCAUGUUGCCAUGCACAAGCUCCUCUCUGAACCAUCUAAUUACUGAGGAUGGAGAUCAAGAAUUCGAGCCUGUAAUCAAACGGAAUAUAGCAUCAGCAACGCUCCCAGUAUUUAGGUCCCACACCAUAUUAACACUUGAUCAGGAAAGGAAGAGGAGGCCUACCAAGCACGGAAUUCGUUCUCCUUUAUGUUCAUCUUUGCACCUGCUCACGUAA
Dovyalis caffra is the source of this 252-nucleotide messenger RNA. Lineage: Eukaryota; Viridiplantae; Streptophyta; Magnoliopsida; Malpighiales; Salicaceae. The record is from the annotation of a GenBank genome assembly.